AUGCGAUGUCACUACGAGGUUUUGGAGGUUCCUAGAGAUGCUGAUGACGAAACUAUCAAGAAGGCAUACAGAAAAUUAGCACUCAAGUGGCAUCCGGACAAGAAUCCUGAUCGAAUCGAGGAGUGCACGAAGUAUUUUGCCUUACUGCAGGCCGCCUACGAAGUCCUCAGUGAUCCUCACGAGAAGGCAUUUUAUGAUAGACAUAGGGAAAGUAUCUUGAAAGGAGGAUUUGAUGGCGAAUACAAGCAAGAUUCACUAGACCUAUUCCAAUUUUUCACUACUAGUUGUUAUAAAGGAUUCGAUGGUGAAAAGAGCUUUUAUAAUGUGUAUAGGAAUGUAUUUGACAGCCUCGCUAACGAAGAUUAUGAUUUUGUGGAUGACCCAUCUGUGCGUUAUCCUACAUUUGGUGAUGCUUCAAGCGAUUAUGACACGGUGGUUGGACCUUUCUACGGGUUUUGGAGUUCGUUCUGUACAGCACGGUCUUUUGCAUGGUUAGAUAAAUAUGACAUACGUCAAGCUAAUAAUAGAUACGAGUUACGUCAAAUUGAAGCUGAAAAUAAAAAAUAUCGAGAUGCGGGCAAAGCCGAGCGGAACGAACAAAUCAGAGAGUUAGUUGCUUUUGUGCGAAAGCGAGAUCCUCGAGUUAAAGCAUAUCGCGAGCUGCUGGAAAAGCGCCAGGAAGAAGCCAAAAGGAAACAAGAAGAGAAUCGAAAACAGCAAAUUUUGAAGAACCAGGAACUUAUCUCCGCAUAUCAUGAGAAUGAGCAUGUACAAGCCGCUCAUCGUGCUCAUCUGGAGCAGCUCACGCUGCAACUCGCCGAAGAAGAAACAGCUAGUGAAGGUGAAGACGAGGACGGAGAAGCACUGCCGUACUGUGUUGUCUGUGAUAAGUCGUUCAAGACUCUAAAUGCGAAACUCAACCAUGAGAAUUCCAAACAACAUCGAAAACAGCUUGCAGACCUCAAAAAGCAUAUGAAGGAAGAGGACCAGGUGUUGUUUGAGGAGCAACUGCAAGCUGAGGCAUCACCAGAAAAAGCUGAGGGUGAGAAAAAAGGCAAGAAGGCUAAACGAAGGGCGAAAAAGAAGAAGGCAUGGGACGAAGAUAGUGAUGCAGAAGCACUAAAUGAUGGCAAUGAGAUUAAUGAAGCAAACGGCUCAGAGCCUCGCAAUAGUGAUACGAACGGCGAACCGAUUGCGGAUCUCGGCGAGAAAUUGGCGGAUGUGUCUAUAAACACAGUAGAUGAGCACUCUGGAGAUGAAGAGAACAUCUUUCUUUCCGCUGCUAAGCAGAAUGAAAAGAAGAAACGACGAGCGGAAAAGAAGGACAACGCUACAGUCAAUGAGGGAGCCGCUGCGUCACAGCAAGUCUCGCAUCCCGUAGAUACUGGUCCGAAAACCGACAUCUGUCAUAAAUGCAAGGAAGUCUUUGAAAGCCGAACGAAAUUAUUUCAACAUCUCAAGCUUACUGGUCAUGCCACUAUCAAAGGCCCUCCACCGCCACCCCCUAAAAAUAAAAAGGGUAGGAGAAAAUGAUAGGACUUGGAAAGCGCAAGGGUUCUUCUAGACAUACUGGUCAUAAUUUUAUUCGAUUUUUACAUUCUGUCCCAGUUGUUGUUGUUUGCAUGUGUGCCUACAAAUUUGUUUCAUAGAUGCGUGCUAGCCUAAAUUGAGACCUUAAAGAUUAUCGGGGUAUCGCAUCUAUUACUCGUGAUAAUUUGAAAAAUAUGUGAUUUCAAAUGGUCAUGACGUUGUUGUCUGUUUACAUGGGAAAUAAAUAUGAUGUGUAC
Molecule: messenger RNA, 1787 nt
Organism: Cylicocyclus nassatus
Lineage: Eukaryota; Metazoa; Nematoda; Chromadorea; Rhabditida; Strongylidae
Source: the annotation of a GenBank genome assembly